CCUGCUUCUGGAUAGGGGCGGGUGCGGAGAAAGGAAAUCGCUGUGGGAGCCGCAUCCUCCCUGCACUAGCGGCGCCAGAGGUGGAGGCAGAGAGGGCGGAGGAGGCAGAGAAGGGUGCCGCAGAGAAAAAAGUGUCAAAGCCAGUACGGCUUUAGAAUACGGUGAAGGAUACUUUUCAUGGUGCAUGGAAGGAAAGCCAAUGCGCAGGUGUACCAACAUUCGCCCAGGAGAGACUGGAAUGGAUGUAACAAGCCGCUGCACCCUUGGAGAUCCCAACAAACUGCCAGAAGGGGUUCCCCAACCUGCUCGCAUGCCCUAUAUCUCAGACAAGCACCCUCGGCAGACCUUGGAAGUGAUCAACCUUCUGAGAAAGCACCGAGAGCUAUGUGAUGUGGUGCUAGUUGUGGGCGCUAAGAAGAUAUAUGCCCAUCGAGUCAUCCUGUCGGCCUGCAGUCCCUACUUCCGAGCGAUGUUUACAGGAGAACUGGCUGAAAGCCGCCAGACAGAAGUAGUGAUCCGAGACAUAGACGAGAGGGCUAUGGAACUACUGAUUGACUUCGCAUAUACCUCCCAGAUAACUGUGGAAGAAGGCAAUGUUCAGACCCUCUUGCCUGCUGCCUGCCUCCUCCAGCUGGCAGAAAUACAGGAAGCUUGCUGUGAGUUCUUAAAGAGACAAUUAGAUCCUUCUAAUUGCCUGGGCAUUCGGGCUUUUGCUGAUACACACUCCUGCCGUGAGUUGUUAAGAAUUGCAGACAAGUUCACUCAACAUAACUUUCAAGAGGUAAUGGAAAGUGAAGAAUUCAUGUUACUUCCGGCCAACCAACUCAUCGACAUAAUAUCUAGUGAUGAGCUCAACGUUCGGAGUGAAGAACAAGUGUUCAACGCAGUGAUGGCCUGGGUCAAAUACAGUAUUCAGGAAAGACGGCCUCAGUUACCCCAGGUGCUGCAGCAUGUCCGCCUGCCUUUGCUUAGUCCCAAGUUCCUGGUGGGCACCGUAGGCUCUGACCCCCUCAUUAAAAGUGAUGAAGAAUGCAGAGACUUGGUAGACGAGGCUAAAAACUACCUCCUGUUGCCUCAAGAGCGACCACUGAUGCAAGGGCCAAGGACAAGACCACGGAAACCCAUCCGAUGUGGAGAAGUGCUCUUUGCAGUUGGUGGUUGGUGUAGUGGAGAUGCCAUUUCCAGUGUUGAACGGUAUGAUCCACAGACCAAUGAGUGGCGAAUGGUAGCUUCAAUGAGUAAAAGGCGAUGUGGCGUUGGAGUCAGUGUUCUUGAUGACCUGUUAUAUGCAGUAGGCGGCCAUGAUGGAUCCUCAUAUCUCAAUAGUGUUGAAAGAUACGACCCCAAAACAAACCAGUGGAGCAGUGACGUGGCCCCUACAAGCACGUGCAGGACAAGUGUUGGCGUGGCAGUACUUGGAGGCUUUCUUUAUGCUGUGGGCGGACAGGAUGGUGUCUCUUGCCUCAAUAUUGUUGAGAGGUAUGAUCCAAAGGAGAACAAGUGGACUCGGGUGGCUUCUAUGAGUACUAGAAGACUUGGAGUUGCUGUGGCUGUGUUGGGAGGGUUCUUAUAUGCUGUAGGUGGCUCUGAUGGAACAUCUCCACUCAACACAGUGGAGCGCUACAAUCCUCAGGAAAACAGAUGGCACACCAUAGCCCCUAUGGGGACCCGAAGGAAACACCUAGGUUGUGCAGUGUACCAGGACAUGAUCUAUGCUGUGGGAGGGAGAGACGACACCACAGAGCUCAGCAGUGCUGAGAGGUACAACCCCAGGACCAACCAGUGGUCUCCCGUGGUGGCCAUGACGUCCCGCAGGAGUGGGGUUGGUCUGGCGGUGGUCAAUGGACAGCUCAUGGCAGUAGGAGGUUUUGAUGGCACAACAUACUUGAAGACCAUUGAAGUUUUUGAUCCAGAUGCCAAUACGUGGAGGUUAUAUGGAGGGAUGAAUUACCGUCGGCUAGGAGGUGGUGUAGGAGUUAUUAAAAUGACACAUUGUGAAUCCCAUAUAUGGUGAACACAGAAAAAAGUCUUGCAUACGCUUCUUUAUAUUUGGAAGAGCCUUGACUUUGAAGCUUUGUACAGCUCGAGAAAACAUUAGAACAAAAUUUAUUCUUUGCUGGUGCCUCAACAUGCAGAACUACAAGUCUAACGACGGAGCUCACCUGCAGACGCCUCCUUUGCACAAUACCUUCCCACUCUCUGCAGAAGAGGGUUUAUUCUGGCUUUAAUUUAUCAUGGAGUUUUGAUGGGGAUUUUUGUUUUUGUUUCAUUGGCUUGGGUCAUU
Molecule: messenger RNA, 2284 nt
Organism: Peromyscus leucopus (white-footed mouse)
Lineage: Eukaryota; Metazoa; Chordata; Mammalia; Rodentia; Cricetidae
Gene: Klhl20
Product: kelch like family member 20
Exons: 12
Coding region: 185-2014 (609 amino acids)
Molecular function (GO): protein binding
Source: RefSeq, a predicted model, not a curated record